Priceomyces carsonii is the source of this 1497-nucleotide messenger RNA. Its product is annotated as glucose-induced degradation complex subunit. Gene Ontology annotation, molecular function: ubiquitin protein ligase activity. Gene Ontology annotation, cellular component: cytoplasm; nucleus; GID complex. Gene Ontology annotation, biological process: proteasome-mediated ubiquitin-dependent protein catabolic process. The transcript has a single exon. Lineage: Eukaryota; Fungi; Ascomycota; Pichiomycetes; Serinales; Debaryomycetaceae. The record is from RefSeq and is a predicted model, not a curated record. The coding region runs from base 1 to 1497 and encodes 498 amino acids.
AUGAGUGAACCUACUAUCAAUUUUCAUAUUCAAACCAGGUUGACCCUGUUUAAAAUACCCUGUGAGCUUAUAAAGAAGAACUUCAAGAAUGUCCAGAAGCUUGUUGAAAAACAGAAAAAACUAUUGACUGAAGAUAUAGGUAAAAUCAGGAAGAAUCCUAAUUUGCCGAGUAGAAUCAAGCUUGAGAUGAUACGGAAGCUAAUUAAAAGCUUUGAGGGGUUUCAACGCAAAUUGGCCACAUUUGCAGAGAGAGACGAGGAGUAUAGAUCCAGAAUAAUUGUUCGAUUAGAGAAUUUGGCACAAUUGACUCAAUAUACAAAUCUAAUCGAUGUUAAAGCUCCACGAUCUGGUUCCAAGGAGCUAGAAGAUGAUAAGCAAACUCCAACCGGAGAUGAUUUCACAAUGAAUUUACAUAAUACUAAUUUGAUCAAUUGGUAUAGAGAUCAAGCUAAUCUUUUGAUUGUAGAUUAUUUAAUCAAAUCCAAUACUAGUUCUAAUGGAAACAUAGGUCUUCUGCUAUUAAAGAACCUUUCCAAAACCAAUCCCAAAUUUUCAAAGUUGAUUGACUAUGACCUAUUCGAGAACUUCAACAAUGUCUUUGUGUCUAUAGUGGAGCAUCAUGACUUGUCCUUGAUUAUAUCGUGGUUUAGUGAGAACAGAAACUCUCUAAGGAAGGCGAAUUCUAACUUAGAAUUUGAAAUUAACUAUUGUAAAUUCCUCUCCCUUAUAGAAAAGGGUGAUGUUAGCGAAGCAAUCAAUUUCUCCAAAGAACAUCUAUCGUCGUAUGGAAAUAGGGAGAAUUAUCAACAAGGAGAUGUAAAGAAUCACGAAAGUAACCUAAAAAAGCUUAAAGAGAUCGGGGGCUUGUUGGUAUAUGUUGCUAUCAACAAAAGUAAGCCGCUAGAGGCAAAUGGGCUUUCUUUUUCUAGCAGCCUAGUAAUAAACUCGCCAAGGUUCCAGGAAUAUGAAAAGCUCCUUUCCGAUGAAAGAUGGACAAGCUUAGCUGAAUGUUUCACGAAAAACUUCACUGAUCUUUAUGGCAUUUCCAAGAAUUACCCGUUGUUUAUAUACUUGUCAGCAGGUUUAUCAAGUUUGAAAACAAAGUCAUGUUACUGCAAUUAUGAAAAUACUAUCUUUAGGACCGAUGACAGACUGGAUUCUUCGGAAGUUAGCGAUAUUUCGAUUCACAGUAAUAGAAAAUAUAGAGGUCCGAAUUAUUACUACAGGUUGCUUGAUAAAAUUAAUAAUUGCCCGGUGUGUUCACCUGAAUUAUACAAUUUGAGUAAAAACUUACCUUAUGCUCAAUUAAUCACAAGCAUUUUCAACAAUCCUUUCAAGUUACCUAACGGAAAUAUUUAUCCUUUUGAAAAGUUGUUGAACCCUUCAGAGAAGUACUUAUCUGAGAAAAAUACAUUGCUACGCAUGGGUAAAGUUAAGGACCCUCUUACAAAGGAGGUUUUUCUAAUUGACCAUUGUGUGAAGGUCUAUCCAGCCUAG